ACCACCUCGACGUUGUCGACGCAAUACAACGAGCAUAUCGAGUCGUUGAUUCAACCACGAAAGAAAGACUUCUACCAUUCGUUUAUUUCGUUUAUUUCGUUUCUAGCUUCUAUCUAGCUAAUUAGUUUCUCACGAAAAUACAAUAUACUUGCAUAUUAUAUUACCUUAUAUAAAUACACACACACACACAUAUGUGUAUGUAUGUAUGUAUAUAUAUAUAUAUACAUAUAAAUAAAUAAAUAAAUAAAUUCACUGUUUAUUUACGGAUUUGUUCGGUGAUCGAUAAUAAAGAGAAUUAAAAGUUCAUCAAUCAUGGAGACCAUUUUGGCGAACAAGUUGUCUUCUACCACUCGAAUUGGUGACUCUAACAUCGAGCAGAAGGGCAAAACAAAUUUUGCUAAAGAUACUAAGAAAAUGACGAGAUACACGUUGGCGGAUUCCGCCGAUUCCGUGAUGAACACCGCUAUGGAUUAUCACAUUGAAAUUAUAACGAGGGACGACAAGCACAGGGUAUUGAAAUUCCUCAGAAGGUUCUUCUUCCGAGACGAACCUCUUAAUCACAAUAUCGCUCUUAUACCGGAAGGAGAAGAUAGUACUUGUCUCGAAUUGGAAGAUUAUUGUAGUAAAUCUUCUCUUGAAAACAAUCUAAGUUUUAUGGCUGUAUCAUCAACCGGUGCCAUCAUUGGCGUUUUAUUAAAUGGAAAAGCAGAGCCCUGCGAGGAAGACGAACCAGAGUACAUAGAAAACUGCGAAAAUCUUAAAUUCAGAAAAAUAUUAAGGUUUUUGCAUUACGUGGAUAAGAAAGUCAACGCCGAUGGAAGAUUUCGAGAUCAAAAUGUAUUAGAAAUAAGAAUAAUCUCUGUUGACACUAAUUGGAGAGGCAAAGGUAUUGCCAAAGCUCUUAUUGAAAAAACAACAGAGAUCGCUAGAGAACACGGUUUUCAUGUAAUGCGAGCUGAUUGCACGUCCAUGUUUUCUGGAAAAUUAUGCGAACGACUUGGUUUCGAAGAAAUAUAUCAAUUAAAAUAUUCCGAUUAUGUCGACGAAAAUGGAAAACCUAUUUUCACACCUGCUCUUCCACAUACGGCUGCUACCUCGUAUAUCAAAAGAUUAUAAAAUAAUUUUUGCGAUCGAAAAUUAUGAAAAGAAUAACUAAUCUAACGUUAAGUAAGAAAAAAAAAAGAAAGCAACAAUUGAGAGAGAAAAAGAUACGUCUUUGGAUCUUUUAGGUCCAAGCUAAAAGUGUAAAUAUAAAUUUAAUAUGAUUUUGUCAAAUCAUUGUAUAAUAAUUCUUACUGUAAAAAAGAAAAUUCGUUUUUUGGCGAACGUUUAGUUAAAUUAUAUAAAAUAUUCUCACAUUUAUAUGCAUUUUAAUCUGUACAGUAACGAAAUCAUAGUUGAAAUCUAUUAAAAUUUAUGAAUUUUCA
Molecule: messenger RNA, 1427 nt
Organism: Vespula vulgaris
Lineage: Eukaryota; Metazoa; Arthropoda; Insecta; Hymenoptera; Vespidae
Product: arylalkylamine N-acetyltransferase 1-like
Exons: 4
Coding region: 313-1116 (267 amino acids)
Molecular function (GO): N-acetyltransferase activity
Source: RefSeq, a predicted model, not a curated record